AUGGAUUCACAAAGGUCGCCUCUAAGCACACCAAUCUCAAGUCCAGGUCUUUUCAGCCCCUCAAUCCACCCACACCACGUUCCUUCCGAUGGUACGCCACAUUCCAGCCCCUACCUACAUCCUCUACAGAUGCAUAAAGUUCGAGAAACCAAUAAGGCUCAAGUCGAGCAAGACUUUAUCACCGGACGAAAGCUGAUCAAUCAAUAUGAGAUUAUCAAUGAGAUAGGCAGAGGUGUGCAUGGAAAGGUCAAACUGGCUAGAAGUUUGGAGACGGGUGAAUUUGUUGCUAUCAAGAUCAUUCAACGCUUCUCCAAGAAACGGAAAUUAGGUCGAGUCACCUUCUCUCCAGAAGACAAGACAAAGCGAGAGAUUGCCAUCCUUAAAAAGGUUCGACACGCUAAUGUUGUUGGCCUCCUUGAGGUGAUUGACGACCCAGAACUAAUGAAGAUCUACAUGGUCCUCGAACACGUUGAAUUAGGUGAAAUUGUCUGGCGGCGCAAGGGAACCUUGCAGAUUUGCCGCUAUGAAAGACAUCGUAUCGAAAAGGAGCAGCUUGGAGAUACUGAUCAUUGCGAAGAUGAAAAAUAUUUCAAGAUGAUGGAACGAAGGCGCUUUCGAAAAUUGAUGCAGCGUGCCAAAAUUUCACAACUUCAACUCGUGGCAAAUCCAAACCAUUGGAGCUUAGAGCAUGGUGACGAAGAUGAAGAUAUGUCGAUAGGGUCUAGAGAUGAUCUCAAUACUUCGCAUGUCCUGCCUAUACGCCGCUUUGGUCUAGAUUCUAACCCAGGCUCCCGGAUUUCCUCUCGUCCUUCUUCAAGGGCCACCUCUAGAAGUUUUCAGUCUAAGACUCCCCUGCCAUCAGAAUUUGACUUACUGGCGACCGAUCCAAACAUCAGUAGCAAAGAAAACAUAUAUACACAGCCGAUUCCAUUCCCGUCCCCUCACUUUGACUCUUAUCUCGAUGCUCCUGUCAAAUAUGGGUCAUGUAAUGAAGGCGACGUCAAUGAUAGCUCGUACAGGGACGGAUCUCCCUGUACAACAGCUAGUAUUCUCUCUGACAGUAUCAUCUCUCACAUGUCUUCGAUAGAUAAUGUUUGCCAUGAUGCGUUCGAAGAAGACUACUCAUAUGUUCCCUGCUUCACCAUUGAUCAGGCCCGAUCAGCAUUUAGGGAUACUGUAUUGGGUCUAGAAUAUCUGCAUUAUGAAGGUAUCGUCCAUCGUGACAUCAAGCCUGCUAACCUCCUCUGGACUAAGGAUCAUAGAGUCAAGAUAUCAGAUUUUGGAGUUUCCUACUUCGGACGCCCUACUCGAGAUGGAGAGGCUGAAGAGAACAUUUCAGAGACAGACGCGACAGAUUUUGAUGAUGACUUGGAAUUGGCAAAGACCGUGGGGACCCCAGCAUUCUUUGCACCCGAGCUCUGCUGCACGGACAUCAAUGCUCAUCAGCCCAAGGUCACGGAGCAAAUUGACGUGUGGUCACUUGGAAUUACUCUAUAUUGCCUCAUUUUUGCACGAAUACCAUUUCUUGCCGAUGAUGAGUGGCAGUUAUUUCGAUGUAUUGCAAAAGAAGACGUCUAUAUUCCUCGACGAAGACUCAAAGCGGUCAAUCAGAAAGCAAAUACGCCUCCUGGAAAUAUCUUGAGUUGUUCAGCAUCGCCAAAUAGUCCUUACCGGGAGGAGAAUGAGUUGGCUUUUGAAAUAAUUGACGAUGAGCUUUUUGACCUUCUUCGACGGAUGUUGAUCAAAGACCCCGCGGAGCGUAUUAAGUUGAGAGAGGUUAAACGUCAUCCAUGGUUACUGAGGGGUCUCGAUGAUAUCAUUGGAUGGUUGGAUGAUACAGAUCCUUCAAGGGUAACUGCAGGGCGAAGAAUUGAAGUUGAUCGUCAUGAGCUAGAAAGGGCCGUCGUGCCAAUAACAUUUUUGGAAAGAGCUCGCACUGCGGUGAAGAAAGCAGUCGGAAAGGUGAUCGGAGUUACGAGAAGCGAUACAAAAAGUGAUGGCUCAAAAAGGUCACGGCGGUCCCGGAGACGGGCUGUCAGUAGUACCACUAGUUCUGGAACCGACACCCAUUCUCAUACACCCAUCACCCCAAUAUUGAAAGAUAGCCUUAGAGGCGAUGAAUCAUACGUUAGUCUUUACACUCACUCGCAAGAAGCAUAUAGACAGCCCAGCGAUUAUUUUUUUGAGCCAGCAUCAAAUGCUGUUCAUGAUAAAACCGUGCGCAGAGAAUUUUGUUGUGGAACACCACCAUCUACAUCAAUUGAAAAGACCACUCAAAGUAGACGCCUGUCCCUCGGACCUGCUGAUCGUGAUCUCAGACCAGGUGGGCCGGAAUGUAAAGCCUCAAAUGCUAACUCUACGCACAAACUAACACCACGAGGCCACUCCUACUCAAAAUCUGUUAAUACAACAAAUCUUCGUGCCUUUGGUGAUGAGUCGAAGCCCCCAGUCAUUAAAAGCAUGGCGACUGUGUUCGAUAUCUGGCAAAGCCCGAGAGAUCGAGAGGCCUUAUUUAGUCUGAGGGACAAUACCAUAUCUCGUGUACAUUCUGUAGAUCGUAAACUUUUCGAUGCCGAUAAUAAACAUGCUCAAGCUAGUGUUGCUGUCAGUAUAACAACGGCUCCAGGCCACUUCCAACAACCACCUCUAAGCUAUUCACGACGCAAGUCUCAAUCUGCAAAUACGAGCCCCACUGAUAAGGCUCCUGCUUCUCCCCUCUUCAUCUAUACUAACGUGCCGCGAUUACAUAAAUCGUCGGAAGCGAUGCCAAAUCAAAUUUCUCUGGCAGGAAAACCUAGUGAUGUAUCUGGGAAUGAUCUCAGGGAAAGUGACGCGAGCGACACCAAAAUAUAUCCGACAAGCCUCGAAAUGACGAGUUCUAGAAGAAAUCAUCAAGACGAUUUAGCGACGAGAUCUCUCGACUUAACACCUGACUCAGCAACAAGUCAGUUGUCAUCAUACAAUUCAAGGUCAUUUGAUAAAACAAAGUUGUCGGAAAUAAGUUUACAAACUUGUCGUGUGAAUACUACCAUGUCAGGAGGUCCUUUCACUAAGACGAAUAAAGAAUUUGGCUGUUCCCCACUCCGCAGUUCUAAAGGAUUUUGUUGUUUAGAAUCACCAAUUCCCUUACCAGAGCUGCUAGAUUCACAAGUACCUCCACUCGAACAGUGCUCUGGAGAACAAAUUUCCCCUUCCCCAACAGCACUUCCCGCCCUUAAAUCUAGUUAUCCAAUCUCUCCUGGUGAGGCAAAACAAGCCGAUACCAUCGAAAUUUCUGAUUUCCUCUCAUUUCACACCAUGGGUGAUUCCAACCCUGAAUCUUUCACCCGAUCAACUUUUCAUAAAAGAACUAUCACAGAGAUUGAUAAUUCUAUACUUCGCGAUGCAAAGUUACUCAGUUCUGGCGAAAAUGAUCGAUACAAAAGCGAUGGAAACAUAACUUUGGGCUAUUACAAUCAUAGUCCGACUAGUGAACAUGGAUUGAAUUUAAUAAGACGUCAGUCGAAGAUAAUAACAAGAACCCCUCAGCUGUGA
Molecule: messenger RNA, 3534 nt
Organism: Blumeria graminis f. sp. triticale
Lineage: Eukaryota; Fungi; Ascomycota; Leotiomycetes; Helotiales; Erysiphaceae
Source: the annotation of a GenBank genome assembly